Rhizophagus irregularis DAOM 181602=DAOM 197198 is the source of this 474-nucleotide messenger RNA. The record is from RefSeq and is a predicted model, not a curated record. Lineage: Eukaryota; Fungi; Glomeromycota; Glomeromycetes; Glomerales; Glomeraceae.
AUGGCAGAAAACGAAUCCAUUAGCAUAAUUUAUACAAUUCCAACAAAAGAAUCAAAGAAUAAAUUUACAAAUAACAAUAGAAGUCCACCAAAUAUAUAUAGUAGAUAUAAUAGAUUUGAAUUGUUAAUAUCGCCAAUAUCAAUAUUGUUCCCAUUCGCAUGGAUGACAGUGGAUAUUAAUGAUUUAGAUAAAGCGAACUCAAUUCAAUUAAAACGUAAAGAAAUUGUUAAUACUUCUGAUAUACAAUGGGCCGUUUCUACUCUUAAGACGUGCUGCAAUUUAUUAAUAAACCGAAAUUGGACAAUAAUUAGUAAAUUUGCAUUAACGAGUGCAGCAAGAAAAGAUGAUAUAAGAGGGAUGGAUGAUUCCUUACGUGAUGAUGAAUCUUUAAUAGGAGGUGGUGGUGACACGAUAACAACUACUUCUCACAUAAACACAACCACAACUACACCCGCGUUGACAUCACAAGUAUGA